Acanthamoeba castellanii str. Neff is the source of this 654-nucleotide messenger RNA. RefSeq names its product Mob4B protein isoform 3, putative. Gene Ontology annotation, biological process: signal transduction; positive regulation of protein phosphorylation. Gene Ontology annotation, cellular component: cytoplasm; nucleus. Gene Ontology annotation, molecular function: protein kinase activator activity. The record is from RefSeq and is a predicted model, not a curated record. The coding region runs from base 1 to 654 and encodes 217 amino acids. The transcript has 4 exons. NCBI's taxonomy places the organism in Eukaryota, Discosea, Longamoebia, Acanthamoebidae.
AUGAGCAUCUUUGGACUUGGAAAGAAGAGUCAGACAUUCAAGCCCCACAAGAACAUUCCUGAGGGCACCAAGCAGUACCAGCUCAAGAAGUAUGCGGAGGCCACGCUUGGCAGCGGCAACCUCAAGCUCGCCGUUACCCUUCCCGAAGGCGAGGACAUCAACGAAUGGCUCGCCGUCAACACUGUGGACUUCUUCAAUCAGAUCAACAUGCUGUACGGAACCAUCACCGAGUUCUGCACGCCCCAGGAGUGCCCCGUCAUGUCUGCUGGCCCCAAGUAUGAGUACAUGUGGGCCGAUGGUGUGAACGUGAAGAAGGCCAUCAAGUGCUCGGCGCCCGAGUAUGUGGACUUCCUGAUGACCUGGGUGCAGGAGCAGCUCGACGACGAGGAGAUCUUCCCCUCGAAGGUGGGCGUGCCCUUCCCCAAGAGCUUCGUGCAGAUCGUGGGCAACAUCUUCAAGCGUCUCUUCCGCGUCUACGCCCACAUCUACCACUCGCACUUCCCCAAGAUCGUGAGCCUGGGCGAGGAGGCCCACCUCAACACCUCGUUCAAGCACUUCAUCUUCUUCGUCCAGGAGUUCAGCCUCAUCAACAAGAAGGAGCUGCAGCCGCUGGCCGAGCUCAUCUCCAGCCUCACCAACAAGAAGCCGAGCUAA